This is a messenger RNA of Vombatus ursinus (common wombat), 805 nucleotides long. It is a transcript of the gene MRPS26, whose product is annotated as mitochondrial ribosomal protein S26. Bases 28 to 645 code for a protein of 205 amino acids. NCBI's taxonomy places the organism in Eukaryota, Metazoa, Chordata, Mammalia, Diprotodontia, Vombatidae. The transcript has 4 exons. Gene Ontology annotation, cellular component: mitochondrial small ribosomal subunit. The record is from RefSeq and is a predicted model, not a curated record.
GUCCCAGAAUACCUCGCGAUUACGGCCAUGCUCGGCACUUUAGGGCGUUUGGGCCCCUCGGUCAGGCCUCCGGUUCCUUCUCCUUCUUUACCGCUAUUGCUGCCGCCCGCACGGGGCCGUAAGAGCCGCCAUGACCCGCCUGCCAAGUCCAAGAUCGGGCGCUUGCGAACCCCGACCCCCGUAGACCCCGCCGAGAUGUACGUGCUAAUGGAGCGUUAUAAGAGUUAUAAACAGACCGUGCGAGCACUCAGACUUGAGUUCAUGGAAGAGGUUUGGAGAAAAGCAAAUGACAAGAAGUUUGGGGGCCUGAAAGCUGUACAGGAUUCUGAGGAACACAAGCAGCUCAUGGCCUGGAACCAAGCAGAGAACGCUCGGCUUCAGGCGCUGAGGAUCUCAAGGUUUCAGCGGCAGGAGCAGGAGCAGGCCCGGCUCCGGGAGCUGGAGGAGAUGCAGGAGGCACAGGAAAUGGAAGCUUUCGUCCAAGAGAAGGAGAAAGAAGUGCUUCAGUUGCAGGAAGAUGUGAAAACAUUCAUUACUCAGGAUAAUUUAGAGGAGAAGAUUGAAGCCGCCCUUGACAAUCCCCGAAACUACAAUUGGGCCCUUACCAAGGAGGGCCACGUGAUUCGACCGCCCGGCGGGACAUAGGGCUGCCAGGAGUAGCUGCUGCCAGGCCCUGGGGAGCUGGAGCUCUUAUCUGUUUUCUCCACCCCACCACCCAUACCAGGCUUUCUCUGGCCUCCUUGCUCCUUACUGAUAAUUAAGGAAUAAGCAGGUACAGAAUAAAGGGAUGAUGCCUCUUUUGUAA